Messenger RNA from Xyrichtys novacula (pearly razorfish), 26661 nucleotides. The record is from the annotation of a GenBank genome assembly. NCBI's taxonomy places the organism in Eukaryota, Metazoa, Chordata, Actinopteri, Labriformes, Labridae.
GGAGGAGGUGUUCCUGGUAGCCAUCUUGGAUGUGCGGAGUGAUUGUUUAGCGAGAAGAAUUGACAUUUUUUAAAGAAUAGUUGGCCUAUUUAGAUAUUUGUAGAGGAUUUACCGAAGUGGGGCGACUAAGGAAAGAAAUCGGAACCCGGAAAAAGCCAGGUAAGUAAAUAAGACAUCCCCGAAGUGAUGAAUUUCGGUGUCUUCCCCCCUUUUCUCUCUGUCCCCUUUCCAAACUGUGUCUCCGCCGGUGGGAAGCUGCAGCUCUCUGCUCCGACAUCAGGCAACUUCAGUCUGUGUUUGAGCUCUAAAAACGGGAAAACACAACUUCCUGUGCAGAGCUGGAGCGUGUAGCUGGAGUUGGAGUUUGUUUUGGAGUGUGUGUGUGCUCGGAUGUUGGUGUGUUCAGGCGGCUGGUGGCACUUCUGAUGCUCAGUUCUGUGUUUAUCAACAUCCCGGGAAGAUCCCCUGUAUCCCUCCGAUGAUACACAACACCAACUGCUUGUUCUGUCGAGCUGGUCAAAGUUUUGCUCUUUUACCACAAAGUCUUAAAGAAACUAAUAAUAAAAGUCUGUGGGGUCGAUUAAAAAACUCAGAUGAGAUAAAUCCAGAUGUGACUGUUUGAAAAAGUAGUUCCUUAGUUUCUUUUUGUGCAUAAGAAUCAAGCAGAAAAUACAGGUGAGCUCUGUGGUAGUCUCAGUUUCAUAUGUCAAACCCAACAGUGAAGAAAUGAUACCAAACUGGAGCCAUGUAUGGAAGCCUAAAGAGGACAUGCAUCUGUGACUUUAAUAAGCCUUACCAAGUCCUGGUUAUCACAUCAAUAAAUAUGGUAUUUACAUGCAUGUAGGGCUGGGCGAUAAAACGACAACAAUUUAUAUAGAAAAUUAAUUUUCCUCAAUAUCAGUAUAUGAUUUAUUUUUUUUGUUUUUUAGAUAUUUUUUAAAGGUGACAGUUACUGACACAUUUGACUGCCAAAAGUCAGCAGGGUAAGGUUUUUUAAAGCCCACUUUGUGUGCUCCAGGAGGCACCAAGUUGACACAGGAGCUUUAAAUAUAAAUUAUUUGAAAGGGAGUUAAUUAAGACAUUAUUAAGAAAUAAAUAUUAUGAAAUAGAUGGUAAGAACAUAAAGGUAAAUGCAAGCCUCUCUUACUAAUUGUUUCAGUUCUUACAAUCUAGGAAACAGACAAACGAAGAAAGCACUAAUGAAGCGUAAAAGAGAAAAGUGCUGCAAAAAUGUGAAAAUGAAGUCAGACACAGAAAAGAGCAGCAGGAAGCUAAAAAAGUGAUGAACAUGUCCAGACAUGGUUGUUGUCAUACACACCUAAAGUAGGGAGGUCCAUCUCCUGACACUUUAAAUGGAUCAGUGCCUUCAGAUUUUCACUUCAUCACGACCUCGGAGUUGUGUUCGCCGUCUCUGCCCUGUUUUGGUUUCAGCGAUGCGUCUGUGCCGUCACAUGAGCGAAGCUGCUCCCUGAUUGUGCUCAAAUGUUUAGUCUACCUCUAGAUUUUCGGUCUCCCGGCUCCAUAACAUAAGUCAAGUUCAGGCCAUCCUGCAGCUCAUCAAAGACUCUGAAACCAUCUCAUCUUCAGUCUUUAUUAAAAAAAAAAUCAUGAUCACAACGUGUCCUUGCUGAGGCUGCACGGCUAAAACACUGUGUUCUUAUAGGGCAUUGAAUGCAACAUGCUCAAACUUGUACUUAUGAGUGGUUAAAAAGCAUUGUUGGAAAACUGUGAAGUUGGUGCCGACACAAAGAAAGCUCUGAGCAGAAAAAGGCGUAGUAACACUCAAAUUAAAAUCAUAGGCCUGGGCGAUAUCGUCCGAUCUUGAUUGUUAUCACAAUUUUUUUUAACUGCCUAUUUUAAAGCAUCUGUACUAAAAACUAAAGAAACUAGAGAUUAGUUUAACAUUUUAUUAACAUACAAAGUAAAAAACAAAGCAAAUUGAAUAAGAUAUACUUUAACUCAACAGAAUAACAAAUGUAGAUAAAUACUAAAUAAUACAGAGAAUUAUUAUUAUAAUACAGAGUUUACAGUCCUGAGUGUUUUUGCAGGUAUGCAAGACCCAAAAUCGCCCCCUCAGAGAUAAUGAAGACGCCUUAAAAUGUAAACAUUAGAUGAUACGAUUGAUUGCUGCUUUGAUCUGGUGGCUGCACCACUAUUUGUGGCUAAACUGCUGAUGCUACUCGUGCCGUCAGCAGUGACAGGCUGCACAGACUCCGCUCGCAUUUUCACGCUUUCCGCAUAAUCACUCAGGAUGUACUUCUUCAUAUGAUUAAACAAACCUGUUGUGUUGCCAGUUUUUGAGAACACCUAUCGCCGACACAACUUACACAUCUGCUUAACUGCUCGACAUCACUUUGGAGAUACCCGAAACCUCCGCCGCACAACCGACGUUCUCCGAGAACUUACAGAAGUGAGCAGGAGAAGCUCGACUCUGAUUGGCUGUUGUGACGCACACUUCCGCUAUGUUUGAUCGAUUAAAUAUGCUCUCAGCUGAUCACCGUGAUCAAACUGAAAUCUAUCACGAUCAUAUAAUCGCCCAGUCCUAGCGGUAAAUCGUCUUUCAAUUCAGUCCUCCACAAUCGUCAAAAUACAAUAAACCGGGCUGAAUAAUAUUUUUUACUCGUGUUGUCCGGUGUGGUAAAAAAAAACGCGCUUUCCAUUUAUUUGUAAAAAGAAACCAGCUUUCAUUUUUAGGCCGUCAUUACGAUCGUAGGCUGGUGCAACAAAGUAAAAUAGCGGUAUAAAUGAGUCACAAGUGCAGCUCAGGUAAACUAAUGCAUGACAAGGUUGUGACAAACAACAUAAUAGGGAAAAUAUCGAAGGAAAAGAAGAAGCACUUGUAAAAAAAAGUAAUUGAAAUAGUCAGGCCAGUGGUCGGAAAAAUGGUUUCACAUCAGAUUAUUUCUCCGCUUAUUUUCUAAAUGCAUCCUGUCCAGUCUGUUUUUUCUCUUCUGUGCACCCUCGUUGAUAUUUUUGUUUUAUUUUGUGCAGAAUCUGCAGGUAAAAACUCUCCUGUGUUAAUAAACGCAAACAUUAACAUAGCCUUCUGUCUGUCUGUGUUUCCUGCAGUGAAAGAAGGCAUGAAGACAUCAUCCUAGUCAUUAGUCAUGGCCGAUAAAAGGAAACUUCAAGGUGAGCUCUCAGUGUUUGUGUGUCUGUAUGUGUGUCAGCAAACAUCCCAGUUGCUGUAAGUAAGCAGAUGGAUUUGUUGUGGUUUGAUCCGCUGCCAAGUGGGUGAGGUUUACCACAAAUGACCUAAUAAAGGCACAGUCAGAAUGGCAGAGGAGCUUUGAAGAGUUGUGAUUGGAAAACUCCCCCCUGAUGUUGUCUUUGUGCUAAACUCCGCCCACCUGUCACUCUUAAAAAAGUUCACACAAAUGUGAAAUGUCGAUCAAAGCUGCGCUCUUUUUGGGCGUGUCAUGUGUUGCAUAAUUAAGUAAAAAUGUUCCUGCACAGCUUGUACAGAGAAGUCACACAUAUUUGCUUCGCUGAGUUUUAUAAGCUGACGUCUCACCAGGUUGGAGUUUUUCGGCUCCAGAGGGGGUCGGGGAUAAAUCCUGGUUCGGUUGCUGCAGCCUCAGCUCAAACAUGAUGGAUUAACCUGAGCUCUAUCUGUCUGUGACGAGCUUUGAAGUCCUGACUGUUGAGUUUUUGGACGGUUUAGCCCACUGGAUUAGAUUAUAUUCUUCCUUGAAACAAAUAACAACAUUAAAGGGAUAUUCCGGCAUAAAUUAAUUUAGGGUCAAACACACCGUAACACAGAGUUAGACACCCCCUUAAGAGAUGAAUGUUGCCGACCGUUUGCCUCUCUAGUUAUUCCAACUUUAGUAACGACCACACGAUAGCGAUGCCUUAGCGUCUCGGUCUGAUUGCAUUUCCAUUAAGGAAUUAUCAUAAAUGUUCUUCCUUGAGCUGCGUCACCCCACUGCAGUUUGUAUGUACUGUUGAUGAAGUUAGGUGCUGUUCUGAGCAUUAGUUGUGGUUAUAGAGUGGCGUUUUGGUUGAGGUUUGUUUAUGGCUCCUCAGACUGCUGUGUAUUGAUAUCCUGCGGUCGUUACUAAAGUUGGUAUCACGAGAGAAGCAAAUAGUCGGCAACAUUCAUUCCUCGACGGGGUGUCUAACUCUGUGUUACGCUGUGUUUGACCCUAAAUUAAUUUUACACCGGAAUAUCCCUUUAAAAGCAAACAGGAUUAGCAUUUCAAUGAGCCACAAGUGGCUACUCAUGUUUUCUCAGAUACUGAAUUUGUUUCUGUUUUGAUUUCUUGAAAUUCGUCUUAAAAAGUGGAAUUUUUCGAUUGAACACAGAGACCUUUGAGCGUCAGUAUUCGCUCACGACCACAGCAGUAGAAGAAUGAAAGAUGGAGAGACACAGUGACGAUUGAAAGAUUCGACUGCUUCAGUUUUUGUCUCUUUGUGCACACAGCUGACACACUUCUCUCAAACAGCGGAGAGUUUCAGACUCCGACUCCUCACCGCUCGCCUCCUCUCUGAGCUUUACGUUAAAAAUUAAAACAGUCCGACUGUCAGUGAAGCUGAAGCAGACUGAUCACCGGAACGGCUCUCAGGACUCUGAUGUUAAUGCAUCCUAAGCUUCACGCUCACCACGGCGAGCUUUGUAACCCGAUCCAAACCUUUUUGUGCGCGGAGACAGAAAAACCUAGAGGCUCCAUCUCACAUGAACCCCCCCCCCCCAACAGCUGCUUUAACUUCAUCUUAAACUGACAUGUAUCAGCUCAGGAUGAAAACUCUCUGUCAUCAUCAGCCGUCCCUCCACGUUCGCUCCCGUGACUCCUCCAACUUCGCCGCUGUCACAUUAAAAACAAAACACACAUUCAUGCAUGUACCCUCCCUUAAAAUCUCUCCGCUAAGAAGAUCAAGCGAACGAGUCUCUGUCAAAAUGUAAUGUAUUAUUACCGAGGAGGUAGACUUUCAUCUAAAAAUAACACGCCCGCUGCAGCCGAAUCUGAACCUCACGGCGGUUUAAGGUCAAACUGAAGCGCGUGUUGAAUCGUAUGUUGGAGAGGACUAAAUAAAACCAUGACGAGAGAAGAUGGGACUUAAAAACGGCAAAGUUGUCAAUACUAAAACCAUUAUCCAGACCGUUAUCGAGUCUUUUCUCAACCCGACCCUGAACGCCUCACAAUGCAAUCAUUCAUCACCUCUGUUAAAAAGCUUUCCUCCUGAAUUUUAACUCUGAUUUUAAGACUGGAUCGUGAUUUUAAACUAACAGGACUUAGUUUAGAGUCUGUGUUUACGUCAGCUGCUUUGAGUGAAGAGGAGGAUGGCGGCACCGAGUCGUUUUAAGCUGCAGACAGUCAAAGACGCUGCAGGUACUUUGGUUUGAUUUGAUGCACACCGCUGAUGUGUUCGUCCUCAAAUUCAGAAACCUCACUCGACAUCGACCCGCUUUGCAGGCUCCUCAGAUAAGCAUCACGCCGUCAGCCCUGAACCGCUCCUGCACAUUUUAGGACAGGAUGACUGCAGAUGUUUUUGCAGAGUUUGCAUGAAGACGGUUCAGGCUUUAAAAACAAACUAUGUCGUGCUCGCUCGCUGCAUUAAAAAAAUAUGCAGGGUGAUGUAACUGACUAAUUAAAUAGGUUAGUGAAAAUCAGGUCAUUGAUUCUGUGCUGUGAUCAGUCUUAUUGUUGCUGGUAAUUAAAGUUCUCAUUGAGUGUUUUCAACAUGACGGUAACCUGUCUGAGGGGAUCUCUCCCUGCAGGACUGCUUUAGUUUUCUUCAGGUGGACCUAAACUGGCAGCUGAGUGUUUGUGAGCGGUACCAGAGGACCUGUGUUUGUGUGUUCCCCGCUCCCUUACAACAAUAAUGUACCUUUUAUGGCAUGCAUAUUUCAUGAGAUGUCAGACACACUUUGUAAACUCCCUGCUGCUGCUGUACUCUGUGUUGUUUUAGAGCCUGUGUGUGUGUGUGAGAGAGAGAGAGAGAGAGAGAGAGAAGAGUCUAGGGGUGUGUUUCGUUUCACACAGGCUACUUUAUUGUAACUUUCUACAACUCAGAGUGACUUUUCAAUCCAGUGUUUGAGAAAAUCUGUUAAUCUGGAUCUUUAAAAGUAAAUCAUUCCCUCCUUUUUUUCUUCUUCAGCUGAAAUAGAUCGAUGUCUGAAAAAAGUAGCGGAAGGAGUGGAACAGUUUGAAGACAUCUGGCAAAAGGUGAGGAAGAUCGACGGAUGAUUUUGCUCUCUGAUAAAUAUUUAUUUUGACGUUUUAAUUUGAUUGUUAGAAAAGCCCAAAACGCCCAUCUGGGCUUCCCUCCUGAAGCUGCUGCCCAGUGACCCGGACCUGGAUGAAGCAGAAGAGAAUGAAAACGAUUGCAAAACUUUUUCAGUGAAGAGUAACUUUUGCAGUAUUUACGCACAAAUUUAGGGUUUACAUGAUUUGCAAACCACAAAAGUUUGUUUUUAUCGACCUUUUACUAACUGAGUUCUGCAUCUUCUAGACUUGAAGCGUCUUAUUUGACCAUAAAACCAUAACGCAGCCUCAGUAAACAGACGACAUGGACAUCAUACCUGUUGGACUUUGAGGUCUUGUUUUCUAAAUUGAGGUUUCAUUUAAACUCUGUGUCCUUUUCAGCUUCACAAUGCAGCCAACGCAAACCAGAAGGAGAAAUAUGAAGCAGACCUCAAGAAAGAGAUUAAAAAGCUACAGGUAAGAGGACAGACGGAUGGACAGACGGACAGGGGUCAGGUGUUUCAAGGCCAGUCAGAAACAGUCGGGGUGAAAUCAUCGAGGUCGUUUUAGGCUCUGAGAUUUUAUAAAAGUGGAGACAGUGGUGGUUUUCUGACCUCUCAGAGCAGCUCCCUUGUGUGAGUGUGUGUGUUCGAGUAUAGAGUGUUAAAUAUCAUCACAGUCAGCUGGCGGUGUGUGCAUCUCCUCGUGUGUGCGUCUCCUAGUCGUCGCCAUGCGGACCAAACUCCAAGCCAAGCCUGUUUGCUUCACGCAGACACCGAGUUCAGCAUCCGUGACUGUUUAGGUCGAGCCUCUGAUCACUCAUGAAGCUGUUUCUCUCCCUCUUCUUCACUUUCUUUGUCUUCUUCUGGUUCUUCAGCGUCUUCGAGACCAGAUCAAGACGUGGUUGGCGUCCAACGAGAUCAAAGACAAACGGCAGCUAGUAGAGAACCGCAAACUAAUAGAGACGGUGAGUAGAAACAUCGCGGAGCUGAGGUAACUGCUGGACCUGCGUUUAGAGCUGAGAAUAACGCUUUAAUUUCUCAAAACUGGAGCUGAUCUGUCUUAAGAACUGUUGGAAAAAUAGAUAUUUUUGGAGGAUAACUGCCAGUGUAAGAUAAAGUGAUGGUAUGAGUGCUUUUGUGGAUUCAGGUAUGAUAUAUAUAAGGAGUUUAUUCAGCUGUAAAUCAUGCACAUUGUUGCUCUGGUGUCCCAGACUGAUAAAAAAAGAGGAAAUGAGUCUAACAGGCGUCCUUCAAGUCAAGUUAUCCUGCGAACAACAUCCAUUUAAAGGGAUCAGAUCAAUUAACCCUUAGAACUCCCUCCUUUAUUUUCUAUUUUUGGUCCGCCUGUUUUUCUAUUUGUAAAAAUCUAUGUAACAACUGUAUCUGUCAGUUUCUGUCAGUUUAUGCAAAAAUGAUGUAAAAUGAAUGUGACAGGAGAUCCAGAACCAUCAAAGUCAACCAAGAAACAAAAACGGAAAUUGAUACCAACAGUACUUUGCUCAAAAAUCACAUUAAUCUACAGUGACCAAGCCUUUUCUCACCUGCACAUCAUUCUGUUAAGUCUUGGCUAUCAGGAGAAGAAAUAUUGGGAUUGGAACAAACACACAACACAAGCUAUUGACAUAUUUACACUAAUUCUUCCAGGCGUUUUUUACUAUUUACAGUUGUUUCUGCCACGACUUGAAGCAGUUCCUGUCUGGGAUGAGACAGAGGACCACAUCAUACUGCUCAGAAUCUCUUUUUUGCUCGUUUCCAAACAUUAAGGACCAUUAUUUCUUAUUUUGCAGACAAGCAGGGAACUUUCUUGUCUCCUGUUGAUCUUUAAUUGCCUCUUAUUGGACACAAUAGAAGAAGAAUAUGAGACCAUGUAAUUGGUCGAAAGUUUGACAGAAAAAGACGUCAUCAAAACAGCUUGUCAAACCCGGAAGACAUUGGCGGCAUUUAGCGGCAGCGAUCGUUUUUUUUUUUAUCACCACAAUAUGAUAAAUAAUCAUGUUUUCACUUUGGAUUUACCAUCAAACAUCUCUGAUCAAACAUCUAUUUUUGUGGCUGGAUUGUAAACCUUGUGGCAGGUGUAGAAAUGUCAGGAAACCCUCGAUAGAUCGCCAAAAGGAUAAGCUUUUUAACACAUUUCAUCCCAUAGAGAUCCACGGUAUAGUUCCCGAGAAACUGUGAACAAUAUUAAUGGUGUCACGUGGGAUCGCUGGUAUUAAUUGUAAAUAUCGGGUUGUCAUAGUUUCACAGAAGAAGCCUCUAAGUGAGGAUCUUAGACUCACGCAGGACCACAAGGUCAGAUAUGCAGAAAGGUCAGUAACAAGGUUUUAAAGUCAGAUGUAAAAACAGUUUCUGAGAUUGCUCUCAUAGUAAGAAUCUGGCGUUCUUCAUAGAGAGCAGGGAAUCAUGGGAGCUGGUCUGAUAUCGACCACCUGCUCUUUAGCGUAGCUUCCCCGUCCGCCAGCCCGCAGAGCCACACGAGCCUUUGAUGAGGGCUAUUGAGGUGGACUGAAUGUGAGCCACCUGCCCGCACAAUGAGCGACUCUCCAGCAACCCUCUGGUCCUGAUGAGCCGGUCUUUAUCCCGGAGCUGCUCUUCAAGACUUCCUCUGGUUUUCAUGGUCGACCUGAAAUUACACGCUGGGUCUUAAAAAUCCUGCAGGAAACAUCUGCGGGUUUGAGAGAAACAUCAACUCUGGGCCAAAAAGGAAAAAGAGACGUCAGAAAUGAAGCUUCAAGCGUGUUUGAGGCGUUUGGCAGGCCUGAAUACAUGUUUGGUGUUAAAAUCACAGCUUUGGUUUUUAUGUUUGAGAGGAGAAGAAGAAGAAGAAGAAGAAGAAGAAGAAGAAGAAGAAGAAGCUGCAGUUACAGACAAGAGGAGGUCCUCUGCUUUAAUGACUCCUCCAGCGUGAGGGUCCGUUUUUAGAGAUUUCUGUCAUUUUGAUGAAUUUUUAAAAUGACAGUGACACAAAAGACCAAAAGAAAGUAGGACAUAUUUUCAACUAUUGCAUUAGAGUUAAUACUCACAAUUUGAAAGAGUUUGAAGCAUCUUUAUUUAUAGUUUUUUACUGAAAUAGUUUAAAAUUUAACACCUUUUCUUUCUGGUUCACCAAAACUGUUUCUUUUGUACUUUAAAGCUCCCGUAAGAAGUUUUUUUUACAUUCAUGAAUGAAACUGAAAUUCAUAUUUAUGCCUUUAUAUGGUCAACAAAAGCAAACAAGACCAUCAGCGACAUGACUGAUGAUUUUUUAACUUCAUUUUUGAUGCCUGAAACUGGUGUGAGGGGGAACAUGUGAGUGGAACAGUUGAAGGAACAGUCUGUUCUUCGUUUUCCACAACAAAAAUUCACAGUGAAUGAAACAUUCCAGCAGAAACAAUCGUCAGCAGAAUGACUAUAGUUUCUCUCUUUAGCAUGUAAAGGACUGUUUUGUCCACAGGGGGCACCAAAAAUGACAAGAAACAGAAGUUCCUCUCAGGAGCUUAAAUUCAAAUUCAAACUCAACUUUAUUUGUAUGGCACUUUUCAUACAAAAAAUGUAGUUCAAAGUGCCUCGAAAUAAAAUCCGACCCUCCCACCGACACACACACCCACUGAUCCACACGCACAUGUUUGAGAGACAUGGCCUGACACCGAGACAUUAUGUGAGGAAAGAGCUGCCUCUGGUGAACACUGGAGAUAAAAAAAAAGAGAUAAAAAUGGUAAAGAGUAAAGCCUGAUGGACUAAAACAAGAAAAUAAUAUUAAAUGAACAGAUAAGAAAAAGCUCUUUACUGUAUAAAAAAGGGUUAAAAGAAGUAAAAACCUGUGAUGGGAAUUAAGAAAAAGACUAAGAACAGAGAUAAUUAAUAAAAUGACAAAAAAUAUACAAUAAGAACUACGAUGAAAAUGAACAUUUGCAGUAAGAGAAAUUAGUGAAAAGCCUGGUUAAAAAGGUGAGUCUUGAGCCUCUCCUUAAAAACAUCAACAGUCUCUCAGAAAAAGAGUGAUUUUUUAAAAAUUUUUUAAACAAAACUGGAAUUAUUUUAGUGUUUUAAGUGUUUGUGUAUUCCUGAGUAGAUUUUUCGAAGCCUUUCUAUUUCCAGCGUCGUCAUGAACAAAUAUUUAAGAUGUGAAUGUGUUUGAAAAACAAUAAAAGGCUUAGAUUUACUCAGCUCUAAAACUGUGGGACUGAAUUGAUCAUUUUCUACAUUUACCCCUCCACAAAAAUGAGCAAAAUGUCAGCAGCUGUUUCCCUGAAAUGUUACUCAUGGUGACUCUCUGAUGUGGCGCCUUGACAUAAAAAAGUAAAAGUAAUAAUCCUUUAAAUCUGUAAGUUUAUUAUAAAAUAAUCUGUUUAUCUGGAGCAUUUCGUAGGUUUGAGUCUUUUUGAGUUUCGACUUGUGUUACUUGUGAGAUUUUUAAACGUGAAAACAAACUUUCAACCUCCUCAGAAAACUAAAAUCUUCAGGCCUGUUCCAGUAUUUUCGUAUCUGUAUGUUUGUCUCCCUCCUCUUCCUCAUAUUUAUGGGAUCUGUGUCUAAUGUUGUCUGUUUGCAGCAAAUGGAGCGGUUCAAGGUUGUGGAGAGGGAAACAAAGACAAAGGCGUACUCUAAAGAAGGGCUCGGUCUGGCCCAGAAGGUGGAUCCGGCUCAGAGGGAGAAGGAGGAGGUCGGCACGUGGCUAACGGUGAGCUAAACUUUUAAAAAACAAGUGUAAAUAUGGUGAUGAACAGAUGUUUAGUGCGUGUACUAACACUCUAGAGCAGAGUCAUUUCUAUCAAGAGUUUUUAAGUUCGAUUGUUUUCUUUGUGUUUUUCCCGCAGAAUACGAUAGACACGCUGAACAUGCAGGUGGACCAGUUUGAGAGCGAAGUGGAGUCUCUUUCAGUCCAGACCAGAAAAAAGAAAGGAGACAAGGAGGUCAGUGUGUUCCCAUCUCUCAUCCAUUCACCUCCCUCUCCUCUCCCCUCCGUCUGUUUCUUUUCUCUGUUUGAAUCUGACACUGGGGUCGCUCGCUCCGCCGCCUCUCCUCUCCUCUUUAAUCUCUCCCUCUCUCUCUCUGGUGGAGAGGUCAGAUAGCGAGUCCUCUAUUUAUCUUCAGCGUCUGCCCAGGAGAGGAUAACCUUGCUGACCACUUUUUUUACUUUCCUUCUCACACGCUGGCUUUAAAGUCGUCUCCAGGGGCCUCAUUUAGAGAAAACCUCUUUGACUUUAUCCUUGACGAGCGGCAUUGAUUUUUGGAGAACAUGAGAACGGGCAAAUCCAGCGUACAGCCUUCAUACUUCGUACCUGCAAAGUCAUAAAAAAAAUUCAGGCUUCAUGCCAGAGAAGAAGAGCAGAGGAGUUUUUCCAACAUUAUUUAACAAAACUUUCUAUCGGUCUAACUGGAGCGUUCGUGCUCCUGCAGCUUUAAUAUGUCCUCUGAUAAAACACAUUAACACGUUCUGCACAACAUGCGUCCAGAGUGUUUCCUUUAACCACGUCGGUUCAGUGAAGCAGAGAUUCGCACACGCUCCCUCGAACACUUCCCUCUGAAAUGACCUCGGAUUUAUGUUCGGAAACACUCUGUGACGCCUCCAGACCGGAUAUAAAAACAACAAGAACACAGAAAUACAAAAUAAAUGAUGUUUAAGUGCUCUGGAACAUGUAUGAAUUAACUGUGUGGAAGGAGGAUGAAAUAUUUAAAAUGUCGCUGCGACUGUUUUAUGAUGCAGAAAACCCAUUAAGAGCUCGUGUAGCUGCGCUCUCAGGCUGCCGCGUUUCCUCACUUCUGUGUGUCGUACUUUAAAAUUUAACACGUUUUUCUUUUUUUUGAUGAAUUAAUUAUUGAAAAUGUUUUUGUUUUACUCUAGAGGAAUACAUCCUUUUGGCCCCUGGAUGUUAUAUGUUAGCAGAACAAAACACAGACGUGUAACUAAAACUUCAAACAUGUGUUAAUCUUAAAGGAAAUGUAAGUUUUGUUUAGUUUUAACUCAACUUUAUUUUAAAAGUGCUCCACAUUGAAGCAAACAGGAAUAAAAUAAGAGAACUCAGGAUUCAUACAAUUAAAUAAAGUUUAAGAAGAAAAAACUAAAACUUCCAGAGACGAAGCAGCUGAGAAAACAAAACGUCUUUCUAACUGAGUUUGUUUUUUUUUUCUUCUUUUCUGACUCGAUUGUCCAGAAACAGGACCGGAUCGAAGAGCUGAAGAAGUUCAUCGAGAAACAUCGACACCACAUUCGGAUGCUGGAGACCAUCCUGAGGAUGCUGGACAACGACUCGGUGCAGGUCGAUGCCAUCAGGAAGAUCAAGGUUGGAUUAAAAGUUUUUAACUAAAACAAAGUCUCUGAAAAAAUGGAAAAGUUUCAUUCCUUCUCAAAGAAAUAAAGAUUGUUUAGUUACGGUAUGUGUCGCAUAUCCAUGUACAUCAUAAAUUAAUAAACGUUUCAUGAUUUUUACUUUAUGAAGGACGACGUGGAGUAUUAUCUCGACUCGUCGCAGGAUCCAGACUUCGAGGAGAACGAGUUUCUGUAUGAUGAUCUGGACCUUGAAGACAUCCGUAAGUCCAGAAGGAGUUUGGUUGAAUUUAAUUGCACAAAACCCCAAAAAACUUCAACAGCAAGUGCAAGUUUUUUUCUCUUUAACGUUUUAAAUACACGGUGAAGGAAACAAACAGGGGCCAAGAUAGAAAAAGUCUACUUAAAACUUUUUAAGCUUGACUUUUGAACCUUUUAAAUCCUGCAGGAAAGUGUGAUUGAAGCAGUAACGCUGUGACUAAUCCCUCCUCUUUCUGUUUCUCUGCCCUCUCCAGCUCAGACGCUGGUCGCCACCUCCCCGCCGGGACACUCGCACUUAGAGGACGAGAUCUUCCAGCACUCCAGCAGCACACCCACCUCCACCACCUCGUCCUCACCCAUCCCCCCCUCGCCUGCAACUUGCACUACGGUAAAAAGAAAAAAAAGGGAUUAUACUAUCAGGCAUAAAGCCGUUUAAAGCAGGUGUGAGGAACUUUCAGUUUGCGUGGAUUUUGGCACCUCCUGUGGAGAAAGUGUGUAAUUGUGGAUGCAAAAAACAUGACUAAAGUAAAGCGGAUUUACUGAUUCUAGCAGAAAAAAGUCUCAGAUUCAAGAUUAAAGUGAUCUUUUACUGUCGUCUUUAUCAGGCUCAAUUCAAACUCAAUUUGUUCUGUUAACUUUUGUAAAGUUAGGUCCCAGAGUUUAGGAUAAUCGCCUUUGUAUGUGCCCCGCCAUCUGCUCUCAUUGUUUCUGCUCUUUUGUCAUCAUAUCAUCGGUUCUUCCCUCUCCCGCCCACACGCGGUUAGCUGAGAGUUAUUAUAGCUUUAAUGUGUCUCUUCGUUGUGGGUGGGGGUGGUUGUUAGCGGCUGAUGAAACAGAGUUUUACUUAAGCAUGAAAGGAAAUGUAAAGGAGGGAGACGAGCGCCGCGAUGAUUCAUGGGAAAAGUGAUUGUUUAACUUUUAAUUAUCUGAGGAAAGUUCAUGGAAAUGAUUUUGCUUUGAAGAAAUAAGAGCCCGUCUCGAAGUUGGAGUGGAGUUUCUGAUAUAAGCUAUAAGUCUGCACAUUUCCAAACAGCAAACUCACAAUAAUCGGCACCUUGGUCUAGUGCUGGGUGAUAAAAUGAUAACGAUAUAAACCAAAAAUUAAUUUCCCUUGAUAUCAAUUUAAAACUAUAAAACUAACAAUAUAAAAGGGCGUUCUCCAGGAUUUAGCUGAGUUUAGAGCGGUAAAGUGUAUGGCGUGUGUCCCUGUUAAAAGACACGGAUACAGAUGUCCAGUUUAGUGGUGGAUUUAUUUGACUGUGGUAAACAAUACAUUCAACAAUAUAGCAUCCAACUUGGACAGUGAAACAUCAUAAAACUCACUUCUGGCAUUUACACACAAUAAACCCGGGAUGUGAAGGUGAAUAUUGGGUAAAAACAGGUACGAGGAAAUCUUCGAACUUUCCUCCGUAGCAUGAAAAGGACAACUAAACUUUCACAGCUGCGGCAUCUCAGAUACAGGUGCGGUGCGUUCAUUUGCGUCGGAACGCCUCUAGUGCGUUCAAGAGCGUAGAACAAAUUAAAACUCACCAUAAAACACAAUAUAACUGAACGGUAUUUACUUAAAAACACCUAAACCAACAGGCAUUCUGCCAUGUCUCAAGCGCAACGCUUUACGACAAAACGUCAAAGAGACACGCAGACCUCACAGAUGCAGGAGAUUAUUGUAUUGCAAAAGACAUGCCAUCAAUAAGAUUUGUUAAAUGUCAUUUUUUAUAUCAUGAUGUACACUACGGGCCAAAAGUUUGGAAGCAAAGCCAUUCAGGCCGAACAGUUGGGAGUAACUUUAAGUUUUUGUUCUUGAAAAAGAGAUAUGAGUGGGCAAAAGCUCACAAAAAUUGGACUUAAACAAGUUUGCACUGUUUGGUUCAAAACGCAGAGUCUAUGUCUGCAGACAAAGUGGUGAGCAUCUGAAAGCACCAUGUGUAACACCCACAAUUCAGCAUGGAGGUGGUAGUUCCAUGAUAUGGGGAUGUUUUGCAGGUGAUGGAGUAGGAGAUUUGUUUGAAGUCAAGGGUAUCAUGAAGAAUGAACAGUACCACUCCAUCCUCCAGCACCAUGCUGCUCCAUCUGGACUCAGACUUGUGGCUCAUAAGUUUGUUUUGCAGCAACACAAUGACCCUAAGCACUCUUAGGGUCCGUGAUAAACUUUUUCCUCUAUCCCCAGUCCUCCGUCUCAUUUUCUGUCUUUCUGUAUCAUCGACUUGUUUUUUUUUCUCUGGCCUGAUGUUUUCUUCUUUUCCGUUUUUUAGGAGAACUCAGAAGAUGACAAGAAAAGGGGGCGCUCAACCGACAGUGAAGUUAGCCAAGUGAGUUUCAAACACAACAGACCCUGAAACACACAGCUUUACUCUUUUACACACACACACACACACACACACACACACACACACACACACACACACACACACACACACACACACACACACACACACACACACACACAGAGCUGUCCCGCCCUGUCAGCUCUGAGGUCACACACAGCCUCUAUUACUGCCUCAACCACCUCAAUCUGGACUCUCAGGAUCUCCUCCAUCUGCCGCUUUUAUUUGAUCAUUUGCUUCUUUUUCAGUCACCUGUGAAGAAUGGAAACCCCUCAUCCUCGUUAUCCUCGUCCUCCUCCUCUUCAUCCUCCUCAUCCUCCUCUUCGUCCUCCUCUGUCUCGGGACUGACCUCAUCCUCUCUGGUCUCUAUGGUGACCAUCGCAGGGGGAGGAGGCAGUGGCGGCAGCAGUGGCGGCUCUGGGGGCAGCAGUCACCACUUGAAUUCUGGGGGUCUCCUCUCCAACAUCUCCGCCGGCAGCUACAGCAACGCCACGCAGCAGCCCCCCCACCCGUCAGCACAGCAGCAGGCCAAAAACUCUCUCAACUCCUCCUCCUCCUCCGCCCCCCUACCCAACUCCACCUCCACUAACAGCCACCCCCCCUCCUCCGCCUCCUCUCCUCCCAACGUCAGCACACAGGGGCUUCUCUCCUCGACCUCCCAGCUGCCCUCGCUGUCAGGACCCCCGCAGACCUCCAACAGUCUGGGCCUGAGUCUGGGUCUCUCUCCAGGGAAAGGCGGCAUGUCAGGCUCCAUCGCCACCAGCCCCAUGUCCGCUGGUCUCGACCUGUCAGGGAUGCCGGCGUCCCUGAGCACCAUGGCGAGCCUCCUGUCCAGUGCCACCCCAGCGCCCUACGCUCAGGCAGCCGCAGCUGGGACCCUCAGCUCAGGCCUGCCGGGCUCUUUAGGCGGGGUUAGCACCACAGCGACAAACAGCACGCUCGGCUCCAUCGGCAGCGGCAACAUCGCGGUCGGCGGGCCAACGUCCACGACAGGAGGCCUGCUGGGAGCGGCGCCCGGGGUGAACAGCAUCAGCGCUGGGAUUCUGGUUUUGAGCUCAGGUCAGUCGGGGCUGCAGGGGUCCUCUCUGGUAUCGCUAAGCCCAGUUGGAGGUUUGGCGCCUGGGAGUGGAGUAGGAGUCAUCGGGAGUAACGGAGGAAGCUCAGGAUCAACAGGAAGCGGGGUGGUGGGAGGAAACUCGUCGCUGUCCAUCAGACCGCCGAGUCAGCAGAAGCAGAACGGAAGCACCAGUGAGUAUCUGAGGAGGAGCGAAGGUGGAGAUCGCAGCAUUUUAACUCUCCUUUACUGCAACUUCUCUGAAGACGACCUAGAAAAGUUUAGUAGCUCACAGUCAUUUUUACUGGAAUCCACACAAAUCACUGUGGGACCCGUCUUCAGCUUCCCCCCUUUUAACUUUACGAUCCAAUGAAAGUUUAGCAGGUUUAACACCAGGUAUAUCAGUUUGUAAUAAAAGUAAUAACAUUGUUCUUGACUUCUCUCUGUCGAGUAACCCACUGUCUGAAGAUUCAAUCAAGCUGUUUCCACACAUGAACUUCGGGAGGAAAUUCCUCAAGAUAUCAGGAACAUUUCUGAAAAUUUCAGGAACAUUUCUAGAAAAUUUCAAGAAAAUGCCUAGAAAAUAUUGAAAAAUUCCUAGAAAAUUUCAGGAAAAUUUAAAAAAAAUUCCUAGAAAAUUUCAGGAAAGUUCCUAAAACAUUUUUGGGAAAAUUCCAAAAAAAUUUUAGGAAAAUUUCUGAAAAUUUCAGGUUUUGUUACCCGGAAAUUUAACAGACAGAAUAAUGGUGUGAUUUUAAGUGAUACGGUCAACAGCGCACAAAUACACAUCUCCUAAAAUCUUAAAAGUUCUAAGUUGAUGCUAGCAGUCUAUCUCUUUUUCAGAACUUUUGUAGAAUUUCAAACUUACAUAAAAUUUUCAGAUUUUCAAGUUUUAUAGACAUAAUUUCUCAUCAGCACUUUUUGCAAGAGGAAAAAAAACAACUAAAAGACUGCAGUGCUAUAGUGUGUCAUCUUCACUUUAUAGGCUGUUAUAACAUUAACAUUAUAGCAGUCAUUGAUUUAGUUUGCCAGAUAUUGAACUCUUUUUCUCUUUUUUUCUCAAAAACAAAAACCUAAAAUCAGUUGAUUGAAAGUAUUUAAGAUGUUUCAGGAUCUUUAACAGGACAAUUAAUGAUCUAAAAUUGUUGUUUUUGUAACAGGUUACAGUGCUGUGGUAGCAGACAGCACAACAGACUCCGCCCUCAACAGUGCCAGCCAAUCACAAAGCAGCCAAUCUUCGUCUUUGACCUCUACAGCCAAUCAGCCGUGAGUCUGAAAAUGAGGACUUGUAUCAUUUAGAAUUCACUCAUUUUGAAACUUCUGUAACUAGUUUGAACUUUUUUUUUUAAGUUUAAACAACAGCAGCAGUGAUUUUUACAGUUUGUCUUUCUCUCUCUCCUUCUGUGUCCCUCCCUCCAGUAAGGACACUGGUCCCAGUUUACUCGGCCCCCUGAGUUUGUCGUCCUCCAUCUCUCCGUCUCCAGCUUUCUACAGCGAGGCCAAAACGGUGAGCGGAGGCAGCCUGCUGAACGGCCCGCUGUCCUACUCGCAGCCCUCAGACAGUAUCAAGGUGAGGGACAAAGCGGACAAUCGCGAUCUUCGCCGGUGUUUGAAUCUGAUUUUUACGGCGUGAUAAAGGUGCAAGACGUCAGGCAGGAUCUGUUUUCCCAUGAGCCUCUUUGUCUGUCUUCAUCAGCCCCAGGAGCCUCUGAGCAGCCUGAAGUCCAUGGCCGAGCGAGCAUCACUCAGCUCAGGGAUGGAGGGAGACGUGCCCUCCCCGCACCUCACCUCAGGUACACGCACACGCGCACACACAGACACACACUCACAGGGUAACAAAAGAAAUGGAGGGUUGUCUCGGAGCAGAAAUAGACAAGCUGUAGUUUAAUGGAACAAAAUGUCAUCUCACCUCCCACUCGGCCUCCUCUGAACAAAAACUGAUGAUGAUACUAUCAGCCCUGACUCAACUUCUCUCUCUUUGUCCUCCAUCCCUCCCCCAUCCGCCCCGCUCACUCCCCCACAUUUUCCCUCUCUCCUCUCCCUCCUCAGACAUCUUCCCCAGCAGCACUACGGCUCCGUCGGGGCCCCCGUCAGCACCUCAGCCCUCGCUGUCAGAGGUCAGCAUCCCGCCGUCAUUGGGGGUCUGCCCGCUCGGGCCGGUCCCCCUGUCCAAAGACCAGCUCUACCAACAGGCUAUGGAGGAGGCGGCGUGGACGCACAUGCCCCACCCGUCUGACUCUGAGAGGAUCAGGUCCAGUCACAAUUUUUUUUUCAUCUCCAUCCUGAAAAAUCAAACUUGGUCUCAUCUUGACUUUUAGAGGGUCUUAAAUCCUCGAUAUCACAAACAUGUCUGAAUAAUGAACCACAUCUACACUCCCUGGUUAAUAUGACAUGAUUUUUAUAAUCCUAUUUUGUGACUUUUUCUUGUAUUCAAUCUGAGCUCCCAUACCUACAUUUCAGUCCUGACACCUCCCUCUCAGAGGAUGGGAUGCUUUUUAUUCUGAUAGCAAUCAUCAGCGUGGGUUUGCUGCAUCAUGUCUGGACUUGUGAUGCUUUCAGACAUGAUGGUAAAUUUUAAGUACAGGGGGACAAUAAUCUGUAAUGUGCAUUUGGUGGGUGUCAGAUUUGAUCGCUGUGACGGUCUCCAUUGACUCUAAGGUGAUUUGAAACGUGGGAAAUGUAGUUCAAUGAUCUUAACUCAUUCAGUGCCAAUCACGGAUCUGGACAGAUUUUUUAGUUGUUGUUUUUUCCACCAGAGGGCGCUCCUCCCCAACAUGCGACUAAGUUUGGGGUCGUUCUGAAUGCAGAAAAGCCGACAAAUACGUCAUCACCAAGUUACAAUAACAAAAACAAGCCCCGGCCAGUGAGAAGUGUGCCAUCAAAUUUGCCUAUUAGCCGAGUUGUCAAGUCAUUAGCCAAGAGCUAACGGUCUUGGCGCUGCUAACGGUGCUAACCUCUCUGGAUUUAGUGGAGAUCCCGAUACCAGACCUUUACAUCGUCGGCCAACAAUCAAAGAAACAAUUUUCUGCCGCGUUGUUGUGCCGUUACUGGUGAGCGAGACUGAGCCGGAAUUCGGCGAGGAGGAUGCGAGCGGUCUGCGUGGUUUACGUCACAGCAUCAGGUUCUCGAGAGCCAAUAUGACUACCAGCCACCACAACGUGACCUAUAACAAUCGGUUAUCGAGAGUGAUGAGGAGUGUUGUUCGAGAAGAGAGGAUCUUGAUGCCACCGGUAAAAUAGUUUGAAGUGAAAUAAAAUAGACGAUCAGAGUUCUGCUUGAAAGUCUCUCCUUCGUAAAAAUGUGUUUUUUCCAGAUCUGCAAAGAUGAUAUGACCACGCUGCAUUGAGCGGACAAUAACUAAACACAGGAGUGGGUUAGAGACAAACUUUUUUUUCUGGUGAAAGAAGAGGAUAAGCCUUUUUUUAGAGGUAUUGCACUUAAUUCUAGUCCAAGCACAGGAUAUUCUGUGAGUCCUGAAAGUUACAGAAAUUGCUCUUGCAGUCAAUGAUGUUACUGGGUGAAAAUUGCACUGAAUGAGUUAAUAGUUGACAAAAGUCAUUUCAAUGUGGCUCCUAAAUCCUCCCUAUUCAUCUGUAGAUAAACAGAAAAAAUCAGUUUGUUCUAGAUAAUAACUCUUGUGUAUUUAAGAGGCCUGAAAAAAGAAACAGAUUAACAGGCGUGUGCGAAAAACUCUCCUCUGUUUGGUCUUUGUUUCCAUCGUUUGCUUUUCUGACGCCGAAGAUUUGAAGGAGCUCGUUUCAGAUUCUCCGUUUUUAUCCACUUGAAUCAAAAACACACAAAAUCAAUCACAGAGAUUCAACACCGGGAGGAUUCGAGGCUUGUGAACAUGAUGCCACUGUGUUUGAUAUGUGAUUAGUGAUUUUAAAACACCACACACACACACACACACACUCACAGACACACACAAUUAGAGAGCUGGUUCUGCUGGCUCUGUAUCUGCUGCGCUGUCAGCCCACACAGGUACAAUUGACAUUUAAAUCCAAACACUCAAACCCUCUCAAAGCUCAGUACCUGUUGUGUUCAACUGUUAAAGAGGACACACACACACACACACACACACACACACACACACACACACACACACACACACACACACACACACACACGAAGCUUGAGUCAUGUAUUUUUUACUGUUUCAUCUUCUAACACCGAUAGCAAACCUUUUUUGCGGAGCUCCUCACAUACAAGCACAGCCUCAAGUCUGUACCUGCAGGGACUUUACAUGCCAUGACAACAAAUGAAACCAGCUGCAGAACUGAUGGGUCAAUUAAAUACUUAUAUUUUAUUUAUUUUAUUUUAUUUUAUAUUUUUCGAACAUGUGUGUGCAACACAAGAAAGUAAACUGAAAACAAACAAAAACAAUAAUAGUAAAUAAUAACGAUGAUGAUAAUGUGAACCCAACAUGUCCGAAAAGGAGCAGGAUGAAGCAUUAUGUUUAAUUAAACCUACCCCUUCUCUGCUACUUAAUUAACAGUCAGUCACUCCAACAUAUUUACAUUAUAUUUACAAGAAAAUAGAAAAUAAAUUAAGUAAAGAGAAAAGUAAGAGAAAAACUCUUCUUCCUCCCUGUACCUGGUGAGAACCAUGUGUUGGUACCGCUUUUUUCACUUAAUAUAUAAAUAUAUAUAUAUAUAUGUAUAUAUAUAUAUACAUAUAAUUGUAUUAAUAUGGAAACAAAAACUCUUUAAAAUUUGUUUAUGUUGCGUAUUUCAGCACCAAGGCUUAAAAUUCAGAAGUUUACAUAAAUUUACAAUCACAGACUUUGUAAACUUUUAAUUUUCUGUGUCUUUGUCGGAUACUUUUUCCAUCUGUGCCAGUCCAGAGGAACCUGUUGCUCAUGUUAAAUGGUGUUUACUGUCGCCAUAAUAAUGCUGAAUGUAAAUUAUGUGUUUAAGCACCUUUAGUAGGGCUGGGGCCGAUAUGCUUUUCUCCCGAUUCGAUUCUUCUACGAGUUUUUGGAUGCCGAUUUGAUUUAAUUUUUGAUUCUUCCUGAUUAUUAGUCUGCAUUUUUAAUACCAGUGAAACAGUUUAAUGAUUAUGAUUGUUUACUGACUAUUCCAAGAACCAUACUUCCCCAAAAAAUACACAACACAUGUAAGUCAGUUUUUAAGAUUUGUUCUUGAAUUUGAGAAGAAAAAAAAAAUCGAUUUUUGAUCAAAAAAAUCAAUUUAAAAAUUGUAAAAGAAAAAAAUUGCGACACUUACGUGAAUCCAUUUCUUUUCCCACCCCUAACCUUUAGUGUCAAUGUGUCUCCUAAGUCCUCUCAAGUUGAUUAUUACAGAUGGAGUCAUUAAGAUUUUAAUAUUUACCUGGACAUAAAAAGGUUGUAAUUAUUUGUGAUUGUCAUGACACGACUGUUUAGAGCCAAACAAGCCACUUAUUAUAAAAAAGUGAGGAAAAAAUAAACAUGUAUUUUUACUGGAGAGCUUUUGAGAUCGUGAUCAUUUGAUGAAAGUGUAUUUGGUUUUAAGCACACUCACUGAUACUCCUGUUUACAGCCCCAUACAGUGACCCGUGUGUCCGUACGUGAGGACUCUGUUAGUCAGACACUUGAACCCUCCGGCGAGUGUUUAUCCGUCUUUAACUCUCUGCUGCCCGUCGGCGUUGAGGAGUAUUUUUGGUGCGCGCUGACCUCCAAACGUUGUGAUGGAAACAGAAAGUUUGUCGGGAAGCUAAAAAUAGAGGCUUUGGUUUUGGAAAGUUUAUCUGGGCUGAAUGAGUGAGCUCUUUGUAUCAGCGGGGAGUUAAAUGACUGCAGUGGUCACAUUGAUGAAUUCAUUAACCGGCCUGAAAAAGUCGAUCAAAUAACCUCUUAAGCGGAUCAGAUUAUAAACCAGGGAGACUUUGAUGCAUUUGACCUUUUCAUGAUCUCUAAAACUGAACGGAAGCAUGAUGUGUCAACUUCACAGGCAGUACCUGAUGAGGAACCCGUGCCCCACCCUGCCUUUCCACCACCAGGUGCCACCGCCUCACUCCGACACUGUAGAGUUUUACCAGAGGCUCUCCACAGAAACCCUCUUCUUCAUCUUUUACUACCUGGAGGUGAGUAGCGUUGUGUCGUUGGCGAACGAUUCGUUCAAAAGAACCAAAUCCUUUAAGCGAACGUACUGAACAGAAUCACUUCCUUGAGCGAUUCGUUUGUUUCUCACUUUAUUUAUGGUCGUCUUUCCUCCGUCCUCUCUGUAGGGCACUAAGGCCCAGUAUCUGGCAGCCAAAGCCCUGAAGAAGCAGUCCUGGAGGUUCCACACAAAGUACAUGAUGUGGUUUCAGAGACACGAAGAACCCAAGACCAUCACUGAUGAGUUUGAGCAGGUAUUUAAAAAAAACCUGUGGACUCCUGCUACGGUUUUUACUUUACCUGGGUUUAUUUUUCCAUCUUUAAAUCCGUCUCUCUGUGUUUCUUUUCUCAGGGAACAUACAUUUACUUUGACUACGAGAAAUGGGGCCAACGGAAGAAGGAAGGCUUCACGUUUGAGUACCGGUACCUUGAAGACCGAGACCUCCAGUGACCUGCAGCCAAAAAAAACGAAGCAGACACACAAAGACAGACACAGACGGACAACACACAGCCGAGGAAGGACAAGACGGAUGGAGGGCGAAACAAAUGAAGAAGUUGUCCACCUGCUGACAUUCCUGGGUUUGACCUCGACUCUCAGAGGAGAGGAGAUUUCAGGAUGAAGAGGGUGGAUGGGUUCACACGGACACUUUAAAAAAAAAACCCUCCACCCCUCCUCCUCUGCCAUCCCUCCAUCAUCGGGCUUUUCCUCCUCCUGAACUGGAUCUCCUUUUUCAAGAAGACUCUGACAGAUAAGACACAGAAAUCACACCUAAUACUCAGACUAUCACAUGCUUUCCCCUCUGCGUUCUCUUCUUCUGUUGGCUUUAAAAACCUUUUCGCUUAUGUAGCCCUUUUAUGAACCAAAGAUUAUUGGUUAAUCAAACAGAAACAGGCUCUGUCUUUUUUCCAUAAGAGUGAGGAAAACCUAAACCCACAUCCAAACACACACCUGACCUGUGCGGUCGCAGGGAUGCAACAUCUGUCUGAGUUUUUACAGGGAGCAGAGAUGCAGCAGCAGGGCAGGGAUGACAAAGAGGUUUCCUGAGUGUGGCUCCUCUCGUCGCAGGUUUACGUCUUUAUACCAUUUGGGCCGAUAAGAACAAACAUGUGAAUCAUUUGUUUAACUGCGAUGGAUCAUGAAAUCUAAAUGCCUACAUCUUGAGGUUACACACAGAUAAAAACAAGCAUAACUAAAUAACUCGAUUAUCUCAAACGGCUGAGACCUGGAUUCAAAAUCUUGUCUUAUAUCAAAACCAGGGUCAGAGCCGUGUUCAGUCCUGUUUGCGGAAUAGAAAUCAUAUUAAAUAAAGAAGUAUGGGACGCUUUUCAGAGCAGAGUAUUACAAUGAAUCCAUCAACACCUCCUGAAAACAGCUCUAACAAAAAUCUAACAUCAUGACUCUCAUUUAGGAGGUUAUUGUUUCUAUACUUUAACUGUAUGUCACUGAAAAGCCGAUUUCUAUUUUGAAAAUUCACUGCAAACACUGACAUUUAAGCUUGUGAUCAUUUCAAUUUUCAAGUCGAGGUUCCAGAUGAUGGAAAAAAUGGUGCUAAAACAUAAACUUUUACUUUUACUUUUUGAAAAUCUGCACAUUAAAUAAAAAAACAAACCUGUGUGGAGUUAAGAGCAAUAAAGAUCAGCAUCAAAACAGCAUAAAUACAAACUUUACUGUCUAAAGAUGUAAUCUCUAAGGGUUGUUUGGUUCAAAAUCACGUGAAGUUACUGGUUAAGUUUUGGUUUAAAAUCGUUUAAAAACAGAAUGAGGUUUGGUUGAAGCCAUGAAGCAUAAUUCAUGUCCGUGUAGGUUUGUAAAUAUGGACUUCAAUUUUCCAGGAAACAGAAUCUUAAUAUUUUUUUCCUGCUCUGCUGCUGCUGCUACAAUAAGGGCUUGUUUAGCUCCAAACAAACUGCCCCUUUGACCGGAAAACCUGCCUCUGCUGUAAUCCAACCUGACCGCGCUAGACGAAACACAAACCCCAGCAGCUAAAUGUGGCUGGAUGUCGGUCGUAGGAGGCUCCGCGGGCUUCUCUAGCACUUAACUAUCUUCAGAGGUCCUGCUGCUGUUGUGUUUUUUAUGAUUAUUUGUGAAUUCACCAGCCGCUGUGGUCUAAAAAUACUCCAACCUGCCUACUCCCAUCCAGCCGCGGUGGAGGAGUGUGACAAAACAGCCGGUGAGGUGUUGGUAGUAACUGUUUUUUUUAUACCUGGUGGGCAGUGUUAUAUCACAGCUCAGAAAGUCUUUUAGGGGAAAUGAUAUCAUAUUUCAAGAGUAAGAAUUCAUCUCAGAUUCAAAGAGUCAGUUCACAAAAAAAACUAAUAAUUGGGCCUCAUAUGGUCACUCUAAAUCAACAAAAACACACUAUAACACAUUCAUAUAGCUGCACUUUCUCCUCACAUCCCCUAAUAAGGUUGCUCUGCAGUGUUCCAAGCUGGGAUUAGUAAAAACAUUGAAAUACUCCAUCUAAUUUAGCAAAUUUUCUAAUCACUUAAACGUAAAUCUAAAAAAGCACAAUUUAUUUAUCCUGGCUCAAACUGUCAUUUCUGCAGAGUGUGGCUAAAGUUAGCAGAGCUAGCACCACCAGCGUUCACUCGUCUCUGCAGGUCGAGUGUUUAUUUGCCGGUUUAACCAGACGCAGCCCACACACACACACACACACACACACACACACACACACACACACACACCUUCAUCCCUGACUUUUAUAGUAAAAUACUGCCAGACCGCUGUACUAGGUUGCUAUUAUUAGUGCUUGUUUACAAGGCAAGAUACUCACUCCUGCAUGACAAUUAUCUUAUGCAUAUAGGUAAAUAUCUUGUGUGCAUAAUAUAAUGCUGUUGUGGGAAUAGUUACGUAAUCUUGUGCGCAAAAUAAAGAUAAAGCGUACACAUAAAUUACAUCACAUCAUUUGUUUUGUGUUGUGCCCACAAGAUAGUUGCUUGUUACAGCAAUAAAAACAUCUAUUUUCCAGCACAAGAUGUUAAAUCCUGAAGGAGAAGUUAUUUUGUUGUGCAAACAAGACAAUAACCUGUGUACACAAGAUGGGAAAAGUACCUUUUUGGGCUUUAGGGGUGCCAUAGUUUUUUGAUUUCGUCUUCUUUAUUUAAACCAAGCACUGAAUCUGAGCAGGAUGUAAGAUGGUCUUUGCUGAAAUGUGGCAGUAAAACUUUUAAAAUGACCUCCUAAAAGUUCAUUUUUUAAGAGUGAAAGGAAAGGAAACCGUCAAUAUGGAGUAUGUAGCACUGCGGAUACUCUAAAACCAGCUGGAGUAAGUUUUCCUGAGAAAGCAGAGAAAUCUGCAUGACUGUAGAGCUCAGUCAGAAACUGUGGUUCUGGGUGAACUGAACAUUUUCAACUUUAAUCUCCAGCAGUGAACCCUGAGAGCAUCGUGGGUGUCAGAUGUUACCAGCAGCUGGACGGACGUUUGUUAGUCUCCCACCAGCCUCCCUCCCUCCCUCCUUCCCUCCUCUUCCUCCCUCCCUCCUCUUCCUCCUCCUCCUCUUCUCUCUGUGCUGGAGAGCACAAACUGAGCAACACCAGCAACACUGCUGCCCACACCUCCUCUGUCCUCCAGCUCUGUGCAGCUCCAUGUUUACACACUGAAGGCUUCACAACAAACACACACAAACACACUGCCCAGUUGUUACUACCAACAAAUCAAGGUUCAUCUCCUGAACACACAGCAGAUCGUUUUUUUCUUCCUUUUCUUGUUAUUUUCGGGGAUUUUCUGUUUCCCUCUUUCUCUCUCGGCCGGCCAGCUCUUCCUUCCUCUCCUCAUGCCAGGUAGAUGUUUCCUUUAUUUCUCAGGAAGUAUUUGAUAGAUCAUUGUAAGAGGAAAUGUAUCAGCCAGCACAAAUAAAUACUCUUUCCGGAAAGAUUCGUACCAAAAUUUGUAACCCCCUUUUCUCUACCUGACGGCGUCCCUCCCCAUUUCACGAAAAGCUUUUUUUGAAACACAAAUAUUGUCCUCCAAUGUUUGGAGUAGCGCCUGGAAGGGAGACCAUCUUUAUAUUUUGUAUUUGCUGGAUUAAUCCUUGUGAGAUUGUAUAUUCUGUGUUUAUUUUUCCAGAGACGGGGAAAGCAUUUUAAAAACCAAGAGAGCUGUUCUUACUGAAGAUCAGGAGCUUCUCAUCAGGAGUGUGGGUGUUUUAUUUUUUUUCAGCCAAACAGACACACAGACACACACACACACACAGACUGUACACUUCUUCACUCGACUGACAGUCCUGCUUUUAACCUUUUUGUUUACUUUUUUUUUGCCAUGCGGGAGAGAUGAGAGGUCAAUCCAAGAGCUGAAAUGUGAAUCUCUCUGCCCCUUGACAAAAGUGUUGUAUAAACUCUCAUACUUCGAACCUCUCCUUUUUUGUUUUCGUUUUGUUUUUGUUUUGUUGUUGUCGUCAGACAGCAUGUAAUAAUGACACUUGCAAAGUGGCGCUGAAAAAGUAAAUAAUGACAUAACCAUGAAUAAAGGAUUGUAAAAUAUUAAUAAAAGAAUUACUUUUCAGAAAACUGGA